UUGGUGAAGAGCUCUGAGGGCGGUCCCUGAUUGGGCGAGGAGAAAGGGCGGAGCUGUCCGUGGUAGGGAGCGGAGCGGAUCGGGAACGGAGCGGAGCGGAGGUUUCACUUCGCUGCCCCCGAGGAGGGGAAGGGGAAACCGGGCACAAAGCAGAGGGAAGAGGCGUUCGAGCCGUAAUUUUAAUAUAAAACGGAGUUGUCCUUCAUAUUUUCUCCAGUUAAUGCGGAGACGAACGGAGGAUCAGUCCCGCUGUCCUCCUUGCAAGGAAACCGGGACAGCCGCACCGUGGAAAAGACUUUUUUUUGGCCUUAAAUCUAAUAGAAAACGAGCUGCUGUUCGUUCCUUUGUUUGUUUGCUUGCUUGUUCGCCCCAUUAAAACUCAGUGCUGGGCGCCGUCCCGUUGCUGUGCCCCAUCUUUCAUCCCCCAACGUUGUGGGAUCUGUGCCAGGACCCAACGCAGCGCCGUCCCCGCAUUCAUUGACCCCUGGGUUUAAUCCGAUUGCCGCUAUGAAUAGCAGCCGGGAGCGGCGGGGGGAGCGCAGGGGCUGUAUGUCUCAUCCCGCCCCGUUUGGACACUCACUGCUCUUCACAUCCCUCAUUGGGAUCCGCCACCCCCGCCCCCAUGGCCUCUCUGUUCACUGGGAAAGUGUUGAUUGUCAACAACAGGGACCGGGACGAGAUGGAGACGGAGAGGGAGCUGUGUUUGGCACUGGAGAACAGAGUGAUGCUGCUGUAUUUUGGGGCAGCUGAAUGCCCGAGGUGCCGGAGCUUCGUGCCACGGCUGAAGGAUUUCUUCGUGAGGUUGACAGAUGAGUUCUACGUGGAACGGGCAUCGCAGCUGUGUUUGGUGUACGUGUCCCGAGAUGCCACCGCGCAGCAGGAGGAGGCCUUCCUGAAGUCCAUGCCCAAGAGGUGGCUGUCGUUACCCUUCGGGGAUGAGUUCAAGAGGGAACUGGAGCAGCGCUUUGAGGUGUCUGAGGUGCCCAGGGUGGUGGUGCUGAAACCCAACGGGGACGUCAUCGUCGGGAACGCCGUGGAUGAGAUCACCAGCAUGGGUCCUGCCUGCUUCCAGAACUGGCGGGAGGCAGCUGAGCUGGUGGACAGGAAUUUCCGACUGGCAGAGGAUUUUGAUGACUGUGCCAGGAGGAGCAUCACUGACCCCCUCCGGCGCCUCAAGUACAAACUGUGCAAGGGGGAGGAAUCCAGGAGUGAAGAGCAGAAAGAGGAUGGUGAUGGGUCCUCGUAGGGAUGUCUGGGAAGUCCAUUGGGUUGCUGUCCCAGAGUGGUCAACUGGGGGCAUCCCUUGGGUUGUUGUCCCAACAUGGUUGGUUGGGCAAGAGGGAGGAAUCCAAGAGUGAAGAGCAGAAGGAGGAUGGUGAUGGGUCCUUGAAGGGGUUGGUUGGGACGUCCCUUGGGGUGUUGUCCCUAUGUGAUUGACUGGGGACAACACCAACACCAACAUCUGUCUUUCUUCAAAAACUCUGCUAAAAUUGUGUUUGUUUUCUGGAAGUCAGACCAUUCUGAAACAAAUUCAUUCCGUCCCCUCGUGUGGCUCCUUGUGCCGCCCGCUGCUCAUUUAUGGGUUCUCCAUUCCACCACAAGGGGAAGAGCCAAGAAUUUAGAAACUCACAGGAUGCAAAGGAUCUGGGCAAUGCUGGCAGGCAGACAGAGAGACCGUGCGAGGGCGGCUGGUUUGACUUGCUUUCUCACUUAAGCCUCUUUGCCCAGCAAGUUGGGCAGGUAGGCGAGGAAUAAUCCCAUAAAACAAAUGGCUGGGAGGGAUCCAGCGUUACAAGCGUCUUUCUUUGGGUUCUGCGUUCUGUGUGGCACUGAGUGAAGAGAUGCAAAGAAAACCUCAAAGUCCUUCCGGGUCACGUAUCCGUGGAGGAGUGAAACUGUGCUGCAUGCUGUGCUCUGGUGGUCACGAAUGGGGCAAUGCUGCAUUUCCUCGGGGGCAACGUGCGACAGCUGGAGGUAAAAAUAAUGAUUUUAAUGACAAAUAACAAACCUGGAGAAGUGGGAAGGAGGUGGAAGGCAGUGUUUUCACCUCAAAGUGAAUACUGAGGCUAUAAAUUGGCACUCAGGUGCUGCUCGUCCCCAUGUCAAUAGAAAGACACCCAACACUGGAAUUUAUUGAAAGAAAAAUAACAUAAAAGGUGGACUUUUACCAGCCCUACCCAUUGGGUUUUUAAUCCGUUGGGUUUUUAACCCAUUGGGUUUUUAACUCAUUGAGUUUAUAACCCACUGGGUUUUUAACUCACUGACGUUUUAAGCCACUGAGUUUUUAACCUAUUGGGUUUUUAACCCAUUGGGCUUUUGGCAGAUUGGGUUUUUAACCCGAUGGGUUUUUCUCUGUUCAGAACCAAAAAUUGCUCUU
Meleagris gallopavo (turkey) is the source of this 2377-nucleotide messenger RNA. RefSeq names its product nucleoredoxin like 1 (gene NXNL1). Lineage: Eukaryota; Metazoa; Chordata; Aves; Galliformes; Phasianidae. Gene Ontology annotation, biological process: photoreceptor cell maintenance. The record is from RefSeq and is a predicted model, not a curated record. Gene Ontology annotation, cellular component: mitochondrion.